AUGCGGCAGGCCACCUCUUGGAACUCUCGCGCCAGCUCGCGGCCCUGGAUGGAAAGCGCGCGCGAGGCGUGCGCACGCACGGCCAGCGCGCCGUCGCGGAGGCUGGUGUCCACGGUGAGCAGCGCCGGGCUGGCGCACUCGUUGGCGUAG
Molecule: messenger RNA, 150 nt
Organism: Auxenochlorella protothecoides
Lineage: Eukaryota; Viridiplantae; Chlorophyta; Trebouxiophyceae; Chlorellales; Chlorellaceae
Exons: 1
Coding region: 1-150 (49 amino acids)
Source: RefSeq, a predicted model, not a curated record